This is a messenger RNA of Penicillium malachiteum, 636 nucleotides long. RefSeq lists its product as uncharacterized. Lineage: Eukaryota; Fungi; Ascomycota; Eurotiomycetes; Eurotiales; Aspergillaceae. Gene Ontology annotation, cellular component: RISC complex; nucleus; cytoplasm. Gene Ontology annotation, biological process: siRNA processing. The record is from RefSeq and is a predicted model, not a curated record. The transcript is spliced from 2 exons. The coding region runs from base 1 to 636 and encodes 211 amino acids. Gene Ontology annotation, molecular function: RNA binding; ribonuclease III activity.
AUGCAGAUUCUGUGCGACCUUGGCUGCCUGGAGCGGCCUCGAUUGCCUAUCAUGCCCACUGAUCUCUCCCCCAAAUGCCAGCAUUUGCUGCAAAUUCUGUCCCGGCUGAUUGAACAUGAAUUCCACGGGCUGAUAUUUGUGGCCCAAAGAGCGACGGUGGUGAUUCUCAAAUCACUGAUCGAGUGCUAUUCCGAUACAAAAGACAAGAUACGCUGUGGGGGUUUUGUCGGCAUGUCGAACAUUCAGAGCCGGACUAAUCUUGGAAAUUGGCACGGUGAUAUCCGCAGCCAGGAAGACACACUAGCAAAGUUCUGGGCGAAAGAACUGGAUCUGAUCAUCACGACCAAUGCAUUGGAAGAGGGAAUAGAUAUAACAGCAUGCAAUACCGUCAUCAGUUUCGACCGUUCUCUUAGUCUUAGGUCCUUUUUCCAAAGACGCGGACGGGCGCGCCAAGGGCAAUCCACCUUCAUCAUCUUCGUGGGUAACACGCAGGAAGAGGGAGAGUUGAGGAAGCUUAUAAAAAUAGAAGACGGGCUGAUGAAAACAUACCGAGAUGAUACAAGAGCUGUCUCCAAUUCUCCAUUUGAGGAAGCAUCUUGCUUCUCAUCAGAAGUGAAAAGCACGGUGCUGAAAUGA